This is a messenger RNA of Panthera uncia (snow leopard), 5493 nucleotides long. It is a transcript of the gene ABCC8, whose product is annotated as ATP binding cassette subfamily C member 8. Gene Ontology annotation, molecular function: ATP hydrolysis activity; sulfonylurea receptor activity; ATP binding. Gene Ontology annotation, cellular component: membrane. Gene Ontology annotation, biological process: potassium ion transport; transmembrane transport. The record is from RefSeq and is a predicted model, not a curated record. NCBI's taxonomy places the organism in Eukaryota, Metazoa, Chordata, Mammalia, Carnivora, Felidae. The transcript is spliced from 38 exons. Bases 67 to 5262 code for a protein of 1731 amino acids.
GCCGGAGCCGGUGCCGGAGCCGGAGCCGGAGCCCCAGACCGCGCCCGCGCCCGCGCCCGCGCCGCCAUGCCCUUGGCCUUCUGCGGCAGCGAGAACCACUCGGCCGCCUACCGGGUGGACCAGGGCGUCCUCAACAACGGUUGCUUCGUGGACGCGCUCAACGUGGUGCCUCAUGUCUUCCUGCUCUUCAUCACUUUCCCCAUCCUCUUCAUCGGAUGGGGCAGUCAAAGCUCCAAGGUACACAUCCACCACAGCACAUGGCUCCACUUCCCUGGGCACAACCUGCGCUGGAUCCUGACCUUCAUGCUGCUCUUCGUCCUGGUGUGUGAAAUCGCAGAGGGCAUCCUAUCUGAUGGGGUGACUGAAUCCCGCCAUCUCCACCUGUACAUGCCAGCCGGGAUGGCAUUCAUGGCUGCUGUCACCUCCGUGGUCUACUAUCACAACAUCGAGACCUCCAACUUCCCCAAGCUGCUGAUAGCCCUGCUAGUCUACUGGACCCUGGCCUUCAUCACCAAGACGAUCAAGUUCGUCAAGUUCUAUGACCACGCCAUCGGCUUCUCACAGCUGCGCUUCUGCCUUACGGGGCUGUUGGUGAUCCUCUACGGGAUGCUGCUCCUGGUGGAGGUCAAUGUCAUCAGGGUGAGGAGAUAUAUCUUCUUCAAGUCGCCAAGGGAGGUAAAGCCCCCUGAGGACCUACAGGACUUGGGGGUGCGCUUCCUGCAGCCCUUCGUGAAUUUGCUAUCCAAAGGCACCUACUGGUGGAUGAAUGCUUUCAUCAAGACUGCCCACAAGAAGCCCAUUGAUCUCCGAGCCAUUGGGAAGCUGCCCAUUGCCAUGAGGGCCCUCACCAACUACCAGCGGCUCUGUGAGGCUUUCGACACCCAAGCGCAGAAGGACUCGCAGAGCACACAGGGUGCCCGGGCCAUCUGGCAGGCACUCUGCCGUGCCUUUGGGAGACGCCUGGUCCUCAGCAGCACUUUCCGUAUACUGGCUGACCUGCUGGGCUUCGCCGGGCCGCUGUGCAUCUUCGGGAUUGUGGACCACCUUGGGAAGGAAAACCGCGUCUUCCAGCCCAAGACACAGUUUCUCGGGGUUUACUUUGUCUCAUCCCAAGAGUUCCUUGCUAAUGCCUACGUCUUGGCCGUGCUUCUGUUCCUUGCCCUCCUACUGCAAAGAACAUUUCUGCAAGCAUCCUACUAUGUCGCCAUCGAAACUGGAAUUAACUUGAGAGGAGCGAUACAGACCAAGAUUUACAAUAAAAUUAUGCACCUGUCCACCUCCAACCUGUCCAUGGGGGACAUGACAGCUGGGCAGAUCUGCAACCUGGUUGCCAUUGACACCAACCAGCUCAUGUGGUUUUUCUUCCUGUGCCCAAACCUUUGGGCCAUGCCAGUACAGAUCGUCGUGGGUGUGAUUCUCCUCUACUACAUCCUUGGAGUCAGUGCCUUAAUUGGGGCAGCUGUCAUCAUCCUACUGGCCCCCGUCCAGUACUUUGUGGCCACCAAGCUCUCCCAGGCCCAGAGGAGCACACUGGAGUAUUCCAACGAGAGGCUGAAGCAGACCAACGAGAUGCUCCGUGGCAUCAAGCUGCUCAAGCUGUACGCCUGGGAGAACAUCUUCUGCACACGCGUGGAGAUGACCCGCAGGAAGGAGAUGACCAGCCUCAGAGCCUUCGCCGUCUACACCUCCAUUUCCAUUUUCAUGAACACGGCCAUCCCCAUUGCAGCUGUCCUCAUUACCUUCGUGGGCCACGUCAGCUUCUUCAAAGAGGCCGACUUCUCGCCCUCGGUGGCCUUCGCCUCCCUCUCGCUAUUCCACAUCCUGGUCACACCACUGUUCCUCCUGUCCAGCGUGGUCCGGUCGACAGUCAAAGCUCUAGUCAGCGUGCAAAAGCUGAGCGAGUUCCUGUCCAGUGCAGAGAUCCGCGAGGAGCAGUGUGCUCCCCGGGAGCCUGCGCCCCAGGGCCAAACCAACAAGUACCAGGCAGUGGAGGGGGGACUCCCUUCCCUGCACAGCUUCCAGUCCUGUGGGCCCUCACCUCCUCCUGACCAUUCCCAGCCCCUUAAGGUUGUGAACCGCAAGCAUCCAGCCCGAGAGGACUGUCGGGGCUUCACGGCCCCACUGCAGAGGCUGGUUCCGAGUGCAGAUGGGGAUGCUGACAACUACUGCGUCCAGGUGAGUCCUAGAACCUGCACCCCCACGUCUGGCCCCCCAGCACCAUCUCCAGGAGGGAGCUUAGCAUCAGAGACCUAUAUGCUGAGUCCUCUGCUCUGGAGGUCACCCUGCCCGCCUGGAGGGUCCAUAGCAGUCCCAAAACCAGGGACAAGUUUUCCUUCUCCAUUGAAUGUGGGACCCCGUGACUGUCAUCUCAGAGAGGGUGAUUCAGGCAGGGGUCAGCAGAAGAAGGCCAUUCCCCCGCUCCCCUGCCCUGGAAGUGAUCCAGGGACUGAAAUCAGGGUUUCUAGCUUUCACGGCGGGAGGGGAGGCAAGAGACCAUUCACACUGAGAACCCAGUUGCCUUUCUAUUCUUUUCUGGGCUGUGGGCUACCACCAAUAAAGAUCAUUGGAGGCUUCUUCACGUGGACUCCUGAUGGAAUCCCCACACUGUCCAACAUCACCAUCCGCAUCCCACGAGGCCAGCUGACCAUGAUCGUGGGGCAGGUGGGCUGUGGCAAGUCCUCACUCCUCCUAGCCACCCUAGGAGAGAUGCAGAAGAUUUCAGGGGCCGUCUUCUGGAACAGCCUUCCUGAUGAGACGGGAGAGGACCCCAGCCCAGAGCGGGAGACGGUGGCCUAUUCGGAUGUGAGGAAGAGAGGCCCCGUGGCGUAUGCUUCUCAGAAACCAUGGCUGCUAAAUGCCACUGUGGAGGAGAAUAUCACCUUUGAGAGUCCCUUCAACAAACAACGGUACAAAAUGGUCAUCGAAGCCUGCUCCCUGCAGCCGGACAUCGACAUCCUGCCCCAUGGAGACCAGACUCAGAUUGGGGAACGGGGCAUCAACCUAUCUGGUGGUCAACGCCAGCGAAUCAGUGUGGCCCGAGCCCUGUACCAGCACACCAACGUUGUCUUCUUGGAUGACCCCUUCUCAGCUCUGGAUGUCCAUCUGAGUGACCACCUGAUGCAGGCCGGGAUCCUUGAGCUGCUCCAGGAUGACAAGAGGACAGUGGUCCUAGUGACCCACAAGCUACAGUACCUGCCACAUGCAGACUGGAUCAUUGCGAUGAAGGAUGGCACCAUCCAGAGGGAGGGCACGCUCAAGGACUUCCAGAGGUCUGAGUGCCAGCUCUUUGAGCACUGGAAGACCCUCAUGAACCGGCAGGACCAAGAGCUGGAGAAGGAGACUGUCAUGGAGAGAAAAGCCACUGAGCCACCUCAGGGUCUGCCCCGGGCCAUGUCCUCAAGAGACGGCCUCCUGCAAGAUGAGGAAGAGGAGGAAGAGGAGGCAGCUGAGAGUGAGGAGGAGGACAACCUGUCUUCAGUGCUUCACCAGCGUGCCAAGAUCCCGUGGCGAGCCUGUGCCAAGUAUCUGUCAUCCGCCGGCAUCCUGCUCCUGUCGCUGCUGGUCUUCUCCCAGCUGCUUAAGCACAUGGUCUUGGUGGCCAUUGACUACUGGCUGGCCAAGUGGACCGACAGUGCCCUGACCCUAAGCCCAGCAGCCAGGAACUGCUCCCUCAGCCAGGAGUGCUCCCUCGACCAGACUGUCUAUGCCAUGGUGUUCACGGUGCUCUGCAGCCUGGGCAUUGUGCUGUGCCUUGUCACAUCUGUCACCGUAGAAUGGACCGGGCUGAAGGUGGCCAAAAGGUUGCACCGCAGCCUGCUGAACCGGAUCAUCCUGGCUCCCAUGAGGUUUUUUGAGACCACGCCCCUUGGAAGCAUCCUGAAUAGAUUUUCAGCUGACUGUAACACCAUUGACCAGCACAUCCCAUCCACGCUGGAGUGCCUGAGCCGCUCCACCCUGCUCUGUGUCUCAGCCGUGGCUGUCAUCUCCUAUGUCACGCCUGUGUUCCUCGUGGCCCUCUUGCCCCUGGCCGUGGUGUGCUACUUCAUCCAGAAGUACUUCCGGGUGGCAUCCAGGGACCUGCAGCAGCUAGAUGACACCACCCAGCUCCCCCUGCUGUCCCACUUCGCUGAAACCGUGGAAGGCCUCACCACCAUCCGGGCCUUCAGGUAUGAGGCUAGGUUCCAGCAGAAGCUCCUUGAAUACACAGACUCCAACAACAUUGCCUCCCUCUUCCUCACCGCUGCCAACAGAUGGCUAGAAGUCCGCAUGGAGUACAUUGGUGCAUGUGUGGUCCUCAUCGCAGCCGUGACCUCCAUCUCCAACUCCCUGCACAGGGACCUCUCUGCUGGCCUGGUGGGCCUGGGCCUCACCUAUGCCCUAAUGGUCUCCAACUACCUCAACUGGAUGGUGAGGAACCUAGCAGACAUGGAGAUCCAGCUGGGAGCUGUGAAACGCAUCCACGGGCUGCUGAAAACCGAAGCGGAGAGCUACGAGGGACUGCUAGCACCCUCGCUGAUCCCGAAGAACUGGCCAGACCAAGGGAAGAUCCAGAUCCAGAACCUGAGUGUGCGCUAUGACAGCUCCCUGAAGCCAGUGCUGAAGCAUGUCAACGCCCUCAUCUCCCCAGGACAGAAGAUUGGGAUCUGUGGCCGCACAGGCAGCGGGAAGUCCUCCUUCUCUCUUGCCUUCUUCCGCAUGGUGGACAUGUUCGAAGGGCGUAUCAUCAUCGACGGCAUCGACAUCGCCAAACUGCCGCUGCACACCCUGCGCUCACGCCUCUCUAUCAUCCUGCAGGACCCCGUCCUCUUCAGUGGCACCAUCCGAUUUAACCUGGACCCGGAGAAGAAGUGCUCUGACAGCACGCUGUGGGAGGCCCUGGAGAUAGCCCAGCUGAAGCUGGUGGUGAAGGCGCUGCCGGGAGGCCUGGAUGCCAUCAUCACUGAAGGUGGGGAGAAUUUCAGUCAGGGUCAGAGGCAACUGUUCUGCCUGGCUCGGGCCUUCGUGCGAAAGACCAGCAUCUUCAUCAUGGACGAAGCCACAGCUUCCAUUGACAUGGCCACGGAAAACAUCCUCCAGAAGGUGGUGAUGACGGCCUUCGCAGACCGCACUGUGGUCACCAUCGCGCACCGUGUGCACACCAUCCUGAGCGCAGACUUGGUGAUUGUCCUGAAACGUGGCGCCAUCCUUGAGUUCGACGAGCCAGAGAAGCUGCUCAGCCGGAAGGACAGCGUCUUCGCCUCGUUUGUCCGUGCAGACAAGUGACCUGCUGGAGCCCAAGUGCUGGCCCAUACCCCGCCCUGCCCCUGCCUCCUGCCUGGGCUUUCUCACUGUACAAUCACUUGUAAAUAAAGAGAUUGGUUAUUUCCUACCGGAGGCCUUGAGUCUGAUGGGCAGGAACCAGGAGUCUGGACCAGCCUGGGGUCCGGUGGAGCCAGCCUGCCUGGCAUCAGGCAGACCUGAAGCUGUGUUAGUGUAGGCAAAAGUGUAUUUCCU